AUUUGCAAGGUGCUUCCCUUUUAGACAAAGUUUUUUGUAUUAUUUUUUUUUUGGUAAAAAUUCUUCCCCAUUUUCCUUCUCUCUAUAUUUUUAUUUUCAUCCUUUUGGUCAAUAUAUAGAUUCAUUUAUUUUCCUAUAAGAAAUAGAUUCGUUCUAAUCUUUUUAUCUCUUUCACAUUCUUUCCUUUUUUAUUUUAUUUUUGUACCUUCUCAUUAGUUUUUCAUCCCGUGAUAUGUACAUUAUAAAUACGUAUCUAUUGAAAAAAAAAGUAGACAACAAGACAAGGUAUGGGCAAGUUUGUAAUAAGCCUCUUGGUGUUGCUGGUGUCGCUUGAUGCGACGACCAGUGUUUUGGGUCUUCCGUUACUGAUAAGGUUUAACAUCGAGGUUGCAAAUGCCCUCCAAUCCAACAAGGGGCUGAAAGUGUAUUGCCGAGCCAAAGACGAGUCUUUCCCAACUAAAGUUCUAAACGUUGGUAGCUGGUAUCAGAUGAAGUUCAGAGUCUACCUGAAAACUUUGUUCUGGUGCAACCUCUGGCAGGGACCAAAUUUCCAACACUAUGCGAAAUUCGAUGCGUUCGUUAAUAACAAAAGUUUCGUAGACGAUGUAUGUGGAGGCCGUAAUCCUAAUGUAUGCAGAUAUGAAGCGAGAGAGGAUGGAGUUUAUGUUCGUGACAAUGCAAAUGGAGAAUAUAGGCUUCUUAUAAAAUGGGACGUAUCCCCUUAGCAAAGAGACGUAAACCGUACUAUCGCAUCUCAUCGGAUGGGUUCUAUUCACUCUAUCCUGGUUUGAGUAAUAA
Molecule: messenger RNA, 798 nt
Organism: Tarenaya hassleriana
Lineage: Eukaryota; Viridiplantae; Streptophyta; Magnoliopsida; Brassicales; Cleomaceae
Exons: 2
Coding region: 288-725 (145 amino acids)
Source: RefSeq, a predicted model, not a curated record